UGAGGAUUGAUCACGUUUGGAUCCGUGAAUGAUAUCUUUUCGAUCGUUAGGCCAAAGCAAAGCAAAACGGCAAAGCGCAAAACGCAAAACAGCAAAGUGGAGGUUGCUGUCGGAGAUGAUAGGAUCGAUAACGGUAUUAACAGAGUGAAUCAAAUCGACCAACCUUAAUACAACCCAACACGCACUGCCUCCCUACGUGUUCUUACUAUACCACUAGUAGUGAGCCUUGCCAAGAGAAGCAGAAAUGGUCCCCUCCAGAUCUGCAGUUUUUGGUGGACCAGAAGGAUCUUUGGAUUGGCCAGGUUCUUUCUUGUCUGGGCAUGGGACAGUUUGCCUUUGUUGGCAGUGUCAACAAGCAGUGGAAGCAGCUUUAUCAAGAAUUCUGUGACACUGUGAAGGAGCCUCCACUCGUGCCAGCAGAGUGGCCCGAAGAAAAUCGCCCAACAAACUACAGAGAUACAUAUUACUCAGCAGCAUUCUACAAUGUAUCCACUGCUGAAUACUGGCACAAAUACAAUCAAAACUCAGGGAAGUCCCCUCGGCACCAUAAGGUUUGCACCGCAAUUGCCAAAGUGGGGUCGCUGCCAGUGAUGAAAUGGGCACGAAAAAUGGAUUUCCAUGGGACAAAAACACCUGUUAUGCUGCGGCCGAGGGUGGCCAUUUGGACGUCCUGAAAUGGGCUCGUGGAGAUGGCUGCCCAUGGGACAAGGAGGCUUGCGAAAAUGCUGCUCGAAAUGGGCAUUUGGAACUUCUGCAAUGGGCUCUUGACCAGGGCUGCCCAUGGGAUGCUUCGGUAUGUGCUGCGGCCGCCGGCGGUGGAUUUCUGCAUAUCUUGAAAUGGCGGCACGAGAAGGGAUGUCCAUGGGAUCCAUCGGUUUGUGCUGCCGCCGCCCGUGGUGGACAUCUGCAUAUCUUGAAAUGGCUGCAUGAGAAUGGAUGCCCAUGGAAUCCUUCAACAUGUGCCGAUGCUGCGGCGGGAGGUCAUUUGGAUGUAUUGAAGUAUGCCCGUGAGAAUGGCUGUCCAUGGAAUUGUUCAACAUGUUCUUAUGCCGCAUGGGGAGGCCACCUGAAUAUCCUGAUAUAUGCCCAUUCUCAUCGGUGUCCACGGGAUGAAACUACCGAUACCUGUUGUGGUGCUGCCUUGGGUGGCCAUUUGGAAGUCUUGAAAUGGGCCAGAGAAAAUUUUUGUCCAUGGAAUACCUGGACAUGCGCUUUGGCUGCCAAGGGUGGUCAUUUGGAAGUUCUGAAAUGGGCCCAUGAUAAUGGGUGUGAAUGGGACUCAAAGACAUGUUCCUGUGCUGCCGAGGGUGGGCAUUUGGAGGUCCUGAAAUAUGCCCGUGAGAACAACUGCCCAUGGGAUCAUAGGACCAUCGUAGAAGCAUCUGCCUAUAUGCGCCAGGAUGUUCUUAACUGGGCACGAGAAAACGGCUGCCCUGAAGGAUGAACUGGCAAUUUGCCUGAGUAUGUAGCCAACACUGGAUAGUGAAGUUUGCUGUCCUUACAGAAAAAAUACCUGCCCAUAUACCUGGCAGCACAAUUUCCGUACAGUGUACCAGACAUCCCAUCGCAUUUUGCGCAAGUCAGCUCUGAUAUAGCUAGACCAGGUCUCUUUCCCCCUGCCGUCCUCUUCUAGGUUCGAAACAAACUACUUCCCAACAGUCUUCUCUUUGACGUACAUUCCAAAAGGACUUGACCUUGUGGCCUGCCCUCUUCCUUACCAGUACAUCUACCCUUCCUCUUUGCAAUCCUGAAAGGAUGACAGUCACAACAGCGCAGCUUAACAGACUCUUUAUUAAGAUUUAUUCACCA
This is a messenger RNA of Seminavis robusta, 1809 nucleotides long. The record is from the annotation of a GenBank genome assembly. Lineage: Eukaryota; Bacillariophyta; Bacillariophyceae; Naviculales; Naviculaceae.